This is a messenger RNA of Diutina rugosa, 1221 nucleotides long. RefSeq lists its product as uncharacterized. The transcript has a single exon. The coding region runs from base 1 to 1221 and encodes 406 amino acids. The record is from RefSeq and is a predicted model, not a curated record. Gene Ontology annotation, molecular function: 5S rRNA binding. Gene Ontology annotation, cellular component: nucleolus. NCBI's taxonomy places the organism in Eukaryota, Fungi, Ascomycota, Pichiomycetes, Serinales, Debaryomycetaceae. Gene Ontology annotation, biological process: rRNA processing; ribosomal large subunit assembly.
AUGGCGAAACAGGCGAAGCUGACGACGUCACGCAAGGGGAAAAAGGCCUGGCGCAAGAACGUCGAUGUCACCGACAUCGAGGAAGGGCUCGAACAGGCCCGUGACCGCAAGCGGCACUUGGGGGACGACGCCGAUAUCGAGGUGGGCGACUUCGUCAUCGACACCACCCCCGUCCCCGUUACGCUGGUCAAGAAGCCCAAAUACCAAGAGAUCGUGGCCAACCGCUCCAAGGUGGCGGCGUUGGCCCACCCUCACGCCUCGGCGGCCAAGGCCCGGCCCAAGAAGAACCUCGACGGGGUGCUGAAGACGCAGUUGCUCCACUUGAUCAAGAUGAACGGGGGCAAGUACAAGAGCGAAGACAAGGUCAAGGCGAGAAUAGAUAAGGACGGGUUGACCAACGUCGAUGCCCGCGACCUCUGGGACGCCCCCGAGCCCAAAUCCGACGUGCCCAAGGUGUUGACGGAGCUGCCGUUGGCCCCCAUCACCAAGCCCAAACACGCUCCUAAAUCGUUCAAACGGGCACCAGUGACGUUGGAUAAGGUUGACGACAACAGUGCCAUCCACGGCGGUAAAUCAUACAACCCCACGUUGGAACUGUGGAAGGAGUUGAUCAACCUGGAGUACACCACCGAAGCGCAAAAGGAGUCUAUCCGUCAAGAAUUGAACGACUUCAAGGAUAAGUUGGCUCAGUUAGCCGCCGAAUUGAAUAACCACGAUGAACUGCUGUCAGAGGAAGAAGACGACGAGGAAACUAACGACAACGAUAAGGACGACGACAAAUACAGACUCUCGGUGAACGCCCCGCUGAAAAACAAGAAAAAGACCAAGUAUCAGCGUAAUAAGCAAAACAGACACAAGCAGAGGUUACAGUUGGAGCAAGAGAUCAAGGAGCUUAAGAUCAAGGUGAAGGAGCUUAAUAAAAUUGACGACAUCUUGGCCGCCAAGGCCAUCGAAGAAGUCAAGCCUCAAUCGUUCAUCGGGAAGGAAAAGAAGGUGAAGAAGUUGUUCAAGUACACCGCAUUGCAGGCACCGUUGGAGGUGAAGUUGCUGGACGAAUUGACCAGCAACUUGAAGAACGUCAAGCCGGAAGGUAACUUGUUGUACGACACGAUGUUGGGGUUGCAGAAACUGGGGAAGGUCGAGGCGAGAUUGCCGGUAGCCAAGAAGCGCAAGUACGCUCCUAAGGUCACCGAGAAAUGGACGUAUAAGGAUUUCAAGUGA